This is a messenger RNA of Lolium perenne, 702 nucleotides long. NCBI's taxonomy places the organism in Eukaryota, Viridiplantae, Streptophyta, Magnoliopsida, Poales, Poaceae. The record is from RefSeq and is a predicted model, not a curated record.
AUGGACAUACAAAGUGAAGCAGCAGCAGUUGUUGAAGAAAUUCGAGCGUCAGCAGAUUGGCCCCAGGAUGGAAAUAUGGAGCUUAGAGAUUUGAAGAUUAGGUAUAGGAAAGAUACCGCCUUCGUAUUACAUGAAAUCACUUGCAAGUUUGAAGGUGGAGAUAAGAUUGGUAUAGUUGGUCAAACAGAAAGUGGCAAGACAACAUUAAUUGAUGCAUUGUUUCGUCUUGUUGAACCGGCUGAAGGAAAAAUAAUUAUAGACUCGGUGGGCAUCAGUACACUAGGCUUACAUGACUUGCGUUCGUGUUUGGGUAUUAUUCCGCAAGAUCCAACACUUUUUCAGGGGACAAUAAGAUACAGUCUAGAUCCACUUGGGCAAUACUUAGAUCAACAAAUAUGGGAGGUUCGUGACAAAUGUCAACUUCGUGAAUCUGUACAGAAGAAAGAACAGGGGUUGGAUUCUAGUGCUGUGGAAGAUGGGUCGAACUGGAGCAUGGGCCAAAGGCACCUCUUCUAUCUGGGACGCGCACUUUUGAGGAGGCACAGGAUCUUAGUUCUUGAUGAAGCCACAGCCUCUAUAGACAGUGCAACGGAUGCUGAUAUCCUGCAUGUUGAUGUAUAUGGUGCUGUGCAUGCUGAUGUAUAUGGUGAUGUUCAUGCUGAUGCAAUGGUGCUGCUCUCCACACUAGAUGAUCAAGAAUGA